Molecule: messenger RNA, 1098 nt
Organism: Fukomys damarensis (Damara mole-rat)
Lineage: Eukaryota; Metazoa; Chordata; Mammalia; Rodentia; Bathyergidae
Gene: Aven
Product: apoptosis and caspase activation inhibitor
Exons: 5
Coding region: 16-732 (238 amino acids)
Biological process (GO): negative regulation of G2/M transition of mitotic cell cycle
Source: RefSeq, a predicted model, not a curated record
AGGGUCAUUGGGAAGAUGGGCACAUCCUAUUACAUAGAGCUCCAAUGUGCAUAUUUGAUGCUCAGAGAAUUUUUUGGCCUCACAGCUGGGGACUCCUUCUCACAGUUCCGGUUUGCAGAGGAGAAAGAAUGGGAUGGUGAAGCUUCGUGUCCCAAGCAGAAUUCAGCACUUUAUGUGGAUAGUGUGUCACUGGUCCGAGCCCUUCAGGAACUGCCUCUCUCACUUCGACUCAAUGUGGAGGCUGAGUUGAUCCAGACUAUGGUUCCUUUAGAGCUUCCUCAGGUGAAACCAAAGAGAAAUGAUGAGGGCAAGGGACUAGGAAUGCAGUUAAAGGGGCCCCUGGGGCCUGGAGGAAGAGGCCCCAUCUCGGAGCUGAGGUCUUCUACUUCUGGCCGCCCUGGGUCCCUGGGCAAAGACAGCCCAAGACCAGGUCCUUCAGCGGCUUCUCAGAAACCCGAUUCCCCACUGCAGUCAGCAGCAGACCAUUUGGAAGAAGAACUAGAUCUGCUGCUUAAUUUAGAUGCGCCUGUAAAAGAGGAAGAUAACAUCUUACCAGAACAGACAUCUCAGGACCUGAAAUCUGAGAAAGAUGGCCCGGUGGCACAAGACGAACAAGUUCCUGCAAAACCAUCUGUGACUGAAGAAAAGAACACAGACUCUGAGCAACCAAGUACAUCUAAAAAUGUUACCGAGGAAGAACUAGAAGACUGGUUGGACAGCAUGAUUUCUUAAAGAAGAACUAAAAAAAAAGUGCCUGAAGCAAAUUUUAGUGGCCUUUUCAUUGCAGGCAGGCAUGAGACUGGCCUUAGGGCCGGCUCCUUUACCAGUGUGCCCCCAGCUGGUGUCCCGCACUGGGCUUUUGCAGCAGCCUGCCUCUGCCUCUUCCUGACAGCAUUGGGAAUAAUAGCCGCAUGGGGCCUGUUGUUUGUUUUCUGGCUUCAUAACCCAAUAGCUUUCCUUAAGGCAGGGUGUCACAGCAACAUUUUCAUCUUCCUUGCUCUUGAUAUUUACAGCAUAGCAGGUGCUGCUUCCUAGAAAAACACAUAACAAGCAACCGGGCAUGCAUUUGGCCAAAAUAAAUAUUCUCUGGUCUGUGGA